Molecule: messenger RNA, 2364 nt
Organism: Chenopodium quinoa (quinoa)
Lineage: Eukaryota; Viridiplantae; Streptophyta; Magnoliopsida; Caryophyllales; Amaranthaceae
Product: protein FAR-RED IMPAIRED RESPONSE 1-like
Exons: 6
Coding region: 1-2364 (787 amino acids)
Biological process (GO): regulation of DNA-templated transcription
Molecular function (GO): zinc ion binding
Source: RefSeq, a predicted model, not a curated record
AUGCCGGAAACCUCCAAAUCGUCCAAUUACGAAAACCUAAUGCGCGAAUUUCUGCAAUUACAAAGAGAAAAUCGACCACCAUUAACGCAAUAUCCAGAGAAAACAUGGAGUUUCGACCUCAAUCAAACAUUCAGAGAAGAUGAAGCAGAGAAUUUCGUUGAUGAUCUCGAUCAGUUUAAUGAUGAUAACAUUCAAAACUCAAAAGUUCCAGAAAUUCAAAUACAAGAUAUUGAAAAUCAAGGUGUUUUAAAUACAUUAGAAGAUGAAGAUCAAGUUAUUCCGAACACACUAGAUGAAGAAGGACAACCAGUAGAUGAAGACGAAGAUACAAAUCCAAAACCAACAGAUACCACUGGUUUAGAUAUGGAAGGAUCAUUAGUUGGAGUGGAAAGAGACACUUAUCAAGAAAUUUAUGACUUGUACAGUUUACAUGCUUCUACAGUGGGAUUUUCAAUAAGAAAGCAUACAACAAGGUAUCGCUUACACACACGUAUAGUCACAGAGAAAUACUAUGUGUGUUCUUCGGAAGGAAAAAGACAUACUGCUGCAAAGAAGACAAAUAUGGUUCUAAUGGUUGAUGAAGAUAACAAGGAUUUAAAACAAAGAAAACCACGACAAGUCUCCAUUACAAGAACUAACUGCAAGGCAAGCCUAAGAGAAAAAAUGAAUGAUGAUGGAAAAUUUAAGGUGGUGUCACAUGUGUUACAACAUAAUCAUGAACUAACUAGAAAGCAGUGGCAUUAUUUGCAUCGAUCUGAGAGAGAAGUAACAAUAGAAAAGGCAGAAGCAAUUAAAACAAUGAAAUCUGCUGGACUUUCAACAAUGGACACAUAUAAUUACAUGUGUACAGAAGGUAAUGGAGAAGAAAACUUGGGGCAUAGUGUUGUAGAUCACCUCAAUUUCUGCUCAAGACUAAGAAUGGAACAAAUAGAGGCUGGAGAUGCUCAGAAAUUAGUGAACAUUCUGAUCGAAGAACAAAAAGAAGAUCCUAACUUCUAUUUUAGAGUGAAAUUCGACAAAGAAGGCAAUGAAAAAACAGAGUCGUUUGUGUGGUUGCUUGAAACCUUUAAAAAAUCUAUGGAGAAUAGAAUUCCAACCUCCAUAUUCACUUACCAAGACCAGGGUAUGGCUACUGCAAUUGAGCAGGUAUUGCCAGACACAAGGCAUAGGCUAUGCAUAUGGCACUUAGAACAAAAUGCAAUAACACGAUUUGGAGCCCUUAAAAGGGAUAAUGAGUUCAAAAAAAUAUUCAUCAAAUGCUUGAAGGGAUGUGUGACAGAAACAGAAUUUGAAGAAAGAUGGAAAGAAAUGAUACAAAAAUUUGAUUUGGUUAAUCAUGCAUGGUACCAAAGGGUGUACAAUCUAAAGGAAAAGUGGUGUCCAGCACUUAGUAAAGAUUUCUUCUCGGCAGGAAUUCUUUCAUCACAAAGAAGUGAAAGUACGAACCAUGCAGUAGGAUUCAGAGCUAAUAAAUCAACAACACUGACAGAAUUCUAUGGCAUCUUUGUAAGAACCAUAAAAAGAUGGAGAAGUGAUGAGAAGUAUAAUGAGUUUACAUGCAGCAAAUCAAUAGCCUUUACUUCAUUGCCACUAUCCGGAAUGCUAAAGCAUGUUGCUCAGGUUUACACAUUGUCUCUGUUUAGAGACUUUGAAGAGGAAUUUGGCUACUCAAUGGCGACCACAGUACAAAUUCUAGGGAGAACUGAAGAAAACAUUAUUUUUUAUGAAGUAUCUCUAGAAGAAAAGCCAUGGUCUUCCCAACAGGUAAGUUACAUACAUGAGAGCCAAACUAUAUGGUGCACUUGCAAGAAUUUCGAAGCUUCUGGUUGGCUCUGCUAUCACUGCCUCAGAAUUUUACAUCUACAUUCUAUUACAAGAAUUCCAGAGAAGUACAUUAGCAAAAGAUGGACAAAGCUUGCAAAGUCUGAAGUAUGGAAUAGAAUGGAAAAAAAGGAUCCAAAACUCCCAUAUACACCAUGGAGACAUACAAUGAUGAGAAAAUAUUAUAACUUAAUCUUAAAGAGUCAAGAAAAUGAAAAGGCAAGAGCAUUCAUGGAGGAAAACUUCAAAAGCUGUAUGAAAAUGGUGGAAGACUUACUUGCGGCUGAAGCUUUUACAGAGGAGGUUGCUGCAAGUGAUGACAAUUCUAAUGUGGCAGAGAGUGCUCAGAGUAACAAUAAUAUUGCUUCUUCAUCAACAAGUACAACCAUACCCACUAUAUUAGACCCUAAGAGAGCUGUAACAAAGGGAAGAAGUAAGAGAGCAAAAGGAGCACUUGAAAAAGGGAAGAAAUCAAAGCAAAAAGCAUUACCAGAUCCAAAUUCAGAGUUUGGAUCGAAGACACCUACUGUGCGACUUUUUUGA